UUUUUCGAUUUAUCGAUAGGAUACGUUUGCCUCUGCUGAGUUUGCAUAGAAUGACAGUUCUACAGGCAAGUAGUGUGCGCAACUCAGGCCAUUCUGAUUAUCCACUUUUUUUACUGAUGUCGCCGACUGCGUAUUAUGGAUAAUAAAGGAAAACCGAUUUGCCAAGAUAUAUGUACUGAUUGAAGACACCUAAUGCAAAGUGAUUCUUUCUUCACGCGGAAUGACAGUGAUUCACUCUACAAUAAAAUUCUAAAAUUACGUCGUACAUUUCGUUCGAACGGAUACCAUUAAUGGAAUCGUAUUUACCAUUAUCAGAAGUUGGAUAGGAAUGUUCAUUCAAUGACUUCAGAAUUGGCGUAGCUAACAUUAACGACGCAAUGGAAAAAUUUGCUAUUGAUUUGGACAAGGUUUUGGAUGAUUUCGAAUUUAACGAAGACUGUGCAGAGCAAAUAGCAUCUGAUAAUCUUUCAACAAACAAUGCGUCAUCUUCUUCAGUUAAAUGUAAUCUAGAACCUUCAGCUUUAAAAGGUUAUAAUUAUCUUCUAAUAGAGCCUAAGAAAGAAAAUAAAGAGUUUGAUAUUAUAUUACCUGUAGAAAGGCAUAAAGACUUGCAACAAAUAAAUACAAAAAACAAAUGUAUUAAUGAAAAUGAUAUAGUUUCUGAGAAUCUUAAUUGUAGUACAGAACAGACAACAAUAGAAAAUACUGAUGUAAAUCAGUUUUAUAUACAAGAAUGCACAAACGAGAAUAAGUCAAUACAAAAACAAUCUGUUUCAUCUUAUGAUUCUGAACAGGUUUCUUUAGCAACAUAUAAUGAUAUAUCACAAAAGGUAUUACAAAAACAACAAAAUAGUAACAACAGCCCAAAGAUUGACAAUAGGUAUGAUAAGAAAUUGAACCAGUCGAAUCUGAAACCUAGUGUUAGCAAUGUUUUCAGCAGUUUGAAUGAGUACAUUAAUGCUCCACCUGGAAGUUCAGAUUGCAUUCAUUCCAUAUUAAGUGAUUCAGAAAUACAAUCUGAUUUUGAGACUAAGGUACCUCAGAUAAUCCAGAGCAGUGCUAAAGAUAGUGAUGAAAGUAUACCACAUAAACAGACAGCUGAUAUACCUGAUCCAACUAGAGAAAUUCCUGUUUUAAGCUAUCAGGAUGCCACGAUACCCAUAACGGUAGAAUUACCAAUUACAUAUGAAACUAAUAUUAAAGAGAAUGUAAAAAAUGUUCAUGUAACAAAUUUCAAACCAUUGGAAAGCAAAACAGACUUUCCUGAAAAAGUUGCUCUAAAUGAAGCUUGUAUUGAAUUAAGUAAUAAAGCAGAAAUUAAAAAUGACAAAACACAUAACUAUAAUUCUGAUAGGAUAGAUCAGGAAAAAAAUUCUAUGCCUAAGUGUACUUGUAUACAAGGUGGUUAUUAUGAAAAUGAGUUUACAACACCCAUAACGGUAGAAUUACCAAUUACAUAUGAAACUAAUAUUAAAGAGGAUGUAAAAAAUGUUCAUGUAACAAAUUUCAAACCAUUGGAAAGCAAAAUAGACCUUCCUGAAAAAGUUGAACUAAAUGAAGCUUGUAUUGAAUUAAGUAAUAAAGCAGAAAUUAAAAAUGACAAAACACAUAACUAUAAUUCUGAUAGGAUAGAUCAAGAAAAAGAUUCUAUACCUAAGUGUACUUGUAUACAAGGUGGUUAUUAUGAAAAUGAGUCUACAACACCCAUAACGGUAGAAUUACCAAUUACAUAUGAAACUAAUAUUAAAGAGGAUGUAAAAAAUGUUCGUGUAACAAAUUUCGAACCAUUGGAAAGCAAAACAGACCUUCCUGAAAAAGUUGCUCUAAAUGAAGCUUGUAUUGAAUUAAGUAAUAAAGCAGAAAUUAAAAAUGACAAAACACAUAACUAUAAUUCUGAUAGGAUAGAUCAAGAAAAAUAUUCUAUGCCUAAGUGUACUUGUAUACAAGGUGAUUAUUAUGAAAAUGAGUCUACAACACAAUUGCAAGAUAAUGAAAGUAAAUUAAGCGUGGAAAAUAUUGGUACAAGUGAGAAACAUAGGAGCAGCUUAAAUUCAGUAUGUAAGCCAAUUGGAUUUAGUAACAUUGAUAAUUUAUCAGAAGAUGAAUUGACCAAAUAUUUAGCUGAAUUAGAAGAAGAGGAGAAAUUAAGGGAAAGCUGCAAUAAAAAAGAUGAAAAUAAACAAAAUGUCCAAGUUUUCCCAGAUACUUCUGUAGAAUCUCGAAAAAUGAUAGAAUCAGAAUUAAAUGAAAGGAUAGAAAACAUUUCAAUAACUGACUGUCAGAAAAAGGAAAUGGAUAAAGAAUUAUUAAAUAAUGCAUUAAUGAAACAAAAUGUACAACAAUCUGAUGAUCGAUUAAAUGAAGACAGAUUAAAUAAACACAAAGAUAUUUUAAAUAAUCCAAGUGGUAAAGAAUUAAAAUUGUUGCAUAGAGAUAAUGUAGCUAAAGAUGAUAAAAUGAAAUUAGAAAAUGAAUGCGUGCCUGAUACAGAAGAUAUUGAAGACAGCCAAGAACGUCCUACGUAUAGUUUAAAUAUUAAUCAAGGAUCACUAAAUGAUGGCAGAACUGAGAUACAAUUAAAAGAGCAGAAAGGAAAUUCUACGCAAUAUAAUCAAGCUGGUGAAUUAAAAAUGCCAAGCGAUAUUGAUAAUAUUUCGGAAGAAAGAAUUUCAACGACAUCUGAGCUAAAUACAUUAAUUGAUAUGACAAAACAUAAUGAUGAUGCAAUAUCUACGUCUGUAGAUGUUUACACAAGACCAAAUGUAAGUGAUACUAGCAAUGAUUCAGAGAAGCCAGUACGUCCCCAAACAUUGGAUAUUGUUUUGUCAAACAAUAGCACAGAACACCAAGUACUUGGUUCUACAAGUGAUACACCAUCUUAUCAAGUUCAAUCAGAUACUGAUGGUAUAAAAGAGGAGCAAGGAUCUUCCCCGGAUAUUUUAGACAAUUCUUUACCAGAAUCUGGCUCAGUUCUGGGAAAACAACCACCGUUCUGGGUUCCCGAUAGCGAUGCUCCUAGUUGCAUGCUCUGUGAUGUUAAGUUUACCGUUAUCAAAAGACGACAUCAUUGUCGGGCAUGUGGAAAAGUGUUAUGUAAUAAAUGUUGUAAUAUGAAAUAUAAAUUAGAAUAUCAAGGAAACAUUGAUUCACGCGUUUGUGUUUCUUGUUAUCAGCUUCUUACUAAAGCUGAAACAGAGCAGGGUAUGGGAGAAUGGUCUUCUGGUUAUUCCACAUGUAUGAAUAAUAAUGAUAUCAAUUCGCCCCAGGGGAGACAGCCUAAUCCAAAUAAUCCCAUGGAGUACUGUUCAACUAUACCACCCUUGCAACAGUUAGCUGGCGGCUUGCCUCCACCUCCUACGGUUAUGGUACCCGUUGGAGUCCUUAAAAGGGAAGAUGGUACAAAGAGUCGGCCUGAAAUUUCAAAAUCUGUUAUGUUCAGUGAUGGAAUAAGGCCUGGCUGUGACCUGACAGAACUAGACAUGUCGUGGGAUUUGAAACCACCAUACCGGAAAUCUGGUAGUAAGAGAAUACCAACACCUGGCUCAUCUGUACCAAGUACGUCUGUCAAGAAACAGAACCUACCACGUUUUGACCCAAAUACAGAAAGUUAUGUGCCACAAGACCCUAAUGCGCUUCCACCAACAGUAACGAUACAUAAAGGACAGGUAUCAUAUCAUGCUGUAACGGACGAGAAUCUUCUAUACAAAACGCUGAAAAAUGAAUGUGAACCACCUGUUAUGUUUGCGAUUAAUCGAAAUCUCUAUGCAUAUGUCAAAAUGGUAACUUUAAAUUGUUGUGUUAAUAAAACAUGUUGGAAUGUAACUUCGAAAGGAUUGGAUUGUGUUGGACAAGAUGAAAUUAUAUUAUUAAUCGAGGUACUACCUGAUGAAAUCCGGGUUCCUAAAGAUCUGCUCCUUUUUAUUAACCAAUUACGUCUUGAAGCUAUGAAAGGAAACAUUGUGUCCGAAUUGGGAUUUUUAAUAUACCAGGGAGGAAAUUUCUUGGAUUCUCGGGAACACGCAGGGUUCUUGUUUAUUCGACAAACAUCGCAAUGCUUGCAAAAAAUUAUAUUACCUCCUGGCCCGUACCUAUUUGGCCUCCUAGUUCAUAGGUGGGAAACACCAUGGGCGAAAGUAUUUCCGUUACGCCUUGUCUUACGACUGGGCGCAGAAUAUCGUUACUAUCCGUGCCCGUUGUUCUCGGUCCGGUUUCGGGAUGCAUUAUACUUUGAAAUAGGACAUACUGUUAUGAAGGUUUUAGCGGAUUUCAGAAAUUUUGCGUACACGUUACCAAGUGUAAGGGGACUAACAAUUCACUUAAGAAACAGAAUGACAGAUGUAAUGUUUCCGAGAAAUCGAUACGAUCAAGUGAUCAAAGGUUUAAAUAAUUCGAAUGAUCACGUAUUAGCAUACGCUUCAAAUUUUAGUAUUGCUGCUGACUCACAUUUAGUCUGUAUACAAACUAACACCGGUGAUGAAAGCACUUAUCAAACGCAAGCGAUAAGUAUCAAUAAUAAUCCAAGAACAAUAACAGGUACUAGUUUUAUCGUGAUUAACGGAGCAUUGAAAUCAUCGAUGGGUUUGUCAGCGAAAUCUAGCAUAGUUGAGGAUGGAUUAAUGGUAGAAAUAAUGCCAGAGAAAAUGGAAGCCUUGAAAGCAGCUCUAAAAAAUAUGCAAGACUUUUCAAUCGGAUGCGGUCGACAAGGAGCACCCGAGCCGGAUGAAACAGUGAACAUAAAGUGGGUCGAUAAUGAUGUGCAAUUCAAUGUAGGGGUAAAAAGUCCUAUUGAUAGACGACCUAUGGAUGGUAUUCCUUCAAUCCGAAUACACAAUGGUAUUGAUUAUAAAGGAACGAGUAGAUUUAUACGAUGGACAGAAGUAUUUAUCAUUAAUUCCGAUGAUCAUCCGAAUGGUGUUCAUGAUCCUGUGGAUAUAAAUAAAUUAUCAGGAAAUAUAGCGAAAGCAACAUGUACAGCCUUAGUGAAGUUAUUGGACUUAUUAGCCAAUGCUGGUUUAACAAAGCUUGGUGUAAGAACAACUAUUCAUCCUGACAAUGUUGGUUAUGAAGCCGGUAGCGAAGGUAUGAAAUUGCCUCCAAUCUACAUGAAGAGUUUAGACAACGAAUUAAUUCAAGUUCUGCAUAAAGCAGCGCAAAGUAGUCAAGAUACGCAUAUUGUGCUUGAAUUAAUUUUUUACAUACUCGAUGAUUGAAACCUUGCUCCGUUCGCUCCUGUUUUGUUAACGAUUUUAUUAAUAUAACAUAGUAGAAAUAUAAAGCUCGUGAUGUUCGUACACGACUGAAAUGUAUAAUUAAAAAACUCGUGGAACCACUAAAAAAUAGAUCUUUUGAGCGGAAAAUAUUUUCUAUCUGAAUACUAUCUAUCUAUAA
Messenger RNA from Bombus impatiens (common eastern bumble bee), 5388 nucleotides. It is a transcript of the gene Sara, whose product is annotated as zinc finger FYVE domain-containing protein 9. Gene Ontology annotation, biological process: endosomal transport. The transcript has 16 exons. NCBI's taxonomy places the organism in Eukaryota, Metazoa, Arthropoda, Insecta, Hymenoptera, Apidae. Gene Ontology annotation, molecular function: metal ion binding. The coding region runs from base 378 to 5210 and encodes 1610 amino acids. Gene Ontology annotation, cellular component: early endosome membrane. The record is from RefSeq and is a predicted model, not a curated record.